UAGGGACCUGAAUAGCAUCUAUUAGCUUGUGGUACCAGCAUCCUAUCGGUGUGACUGGUAGCUCUUGAACGUUAGGUUUCCUUUGAUUCAUGUCCUCACCCUCCGUGUGCGGCUCGCAGAAAGACGCAGGCUGCUGCCUGCACCAGCGGCGGAGGCUCCCAGCAGCAGCAGCAGCAGCAUCAGCAUCAUGUUUCCGCAGCCAGCCCGCCGCCUACCGCUGACGGCAAGUACACGGAAGAGAGGAGAGUGAGAGAGCGCUGUGGCUCACUGAUCCAUCGGUUAGCCAUCAUGCAGUGUUCGUGGAAAUCAAUGGUCCUGCUAGCAUUAGCCUCAAUAGCUAUCCAGUACACGGCCAUCCGCACUUUCUCCACCAAGCCGUUAAGCCUACUGUGCUCUGGGGAUCUGACAUCCAUUGGCCAAGCUGUCAACUGCAGCCUCAAAGAUCUGACAGUGGAGGGCUCGGACCCAGUGUGUGAUGGGAUCCUCUCCAACACCCCAUCUUCCCCGAACUCCUCUCUCCCCAUGUAUGAUGUCAACAAGAGAACCCACAUCCUCAUCCUGGCGACCACACGGAGCGGAUCCUCCUUUGUGGGUCAGCUGUUCAACCAGCAUCCAGAGGUCUUCUACCUGUUUGAACCCCUGUUCCAUGUCCAGUCGGCAUUGCUUCCUCGGCUGGUGCAGAGCCGGAACCUGGCUGAGAGGAGGGUAAUGAUUGGUGCAGCCAGAGACCUAUUGAGGUCUCUGUACCACUGUCAUCUCAUCAGUUUGGAGAAUUACAUCCGACCUCGUCCUUCCAACCACUCCACUGACAAGCUGUUCCGAAGAGGAGCUAGCCGGUCUCUGUGCUCCCCUCCUGCAUGUGAGGUUCCCCUGGGCCCAGAUGAGCAGAGCCUUGUUUUGACUGAUGAGGGGGAGUGUGGGAAGAGAUGUGGCCCGCUAAACGUGUCACUGGCAGCUGAUGCCUGCAGAGGGAAGCGCCACAUAGCCAUCAAGACAGUGCGCAUUCCCCAAAUCAGUGACCUCAGAGCACUGAUUGAGGACCCGAGACUCAACCUGAAGGUGGUCCAGCUUGUGCGAGAUCCACGAGGUAUCCUGGCAUCUCGUGUUGAGACUUUUCGAGAUACUUACCGGCUGUGGCGUCUGUGGAGGGCGACUGGACGCCGACCCCACAAUCUGGACCUUGGACAGAUUAACACAGUGUGUGAAGACUUUCUCAGGUCUCUGUCGAUGGGCCUGGCAAAACCCGCCUGGCUCAGAGGCAGGUACAUGCUGCUCAGGUAUGAAGAUAUUGCCAGGUUUCCUGUACAGAAGACCAGAGAGCUCUACAGUUUCCUUGGUAUGGUUCUGGACCAGAGUGUGGAGGAUUGGAUCAUCAACAAUACUCGGGGUAGCAGUGAUCUGUUGUCCAGACACAAGUUCACCACAGUUCGGGACUCUGCUGCUAAUGCAGAGAACUGGAGGGUGAAGCUAUCCUUCGACAUGGUAGUUUACACCCAGACGGUUUGUCAACCAGUUCUGGACAUCCUUGGAUACAAGAAAGUCUUCCACCCAAAAGAACUGAGGAACUUCUCUCACUCGUUGGUGGAGGACAGGAUGUUCCUCCCAUUUUUCUAAACAGCUGAUGAUGGGCAUACACUACAUCCAAUGAGUGCUCAAGAAACCAUGAUAACAAGGCAGUACUGAAGUCAAUGGAGCUGAGCUGAUAAUGUCCAAACUGUUUGGCUGAAUAUCCUCGGUAUGUCUGGCGGAGGAUGAGAAUAAGAUGCGUCCUUUCCAGUGUUAUCAGUGUUACUUGGAUAUCUGGGCCGCUCUGUCAACCUUUACUAUUUAUUUAUUUUACCCUCUGAGCAAUCAACUACCUCAGUUUGUGCUAUUUUCCCCUUAAAGAACCAGUUGACAUAUUCAAGCCAUUUCAAUCUUGGAACAAUGGCAGACAUCAGGGUAACGGAAAUAUUCGACAGUAAGUGAACAAUUGGUUGUCGUAGUCAACAUGUAGGAUGUGGAAGAAAUGUGCAGCUGACCUGAGAAACCUUGUUAAGGACCAAAUCAUCUUGGCAAGACCACCGGAUCGGACAUUCUCUAAAAUGGCCAGGCUUGAGGCGUGCUCCAGGUCAGCAGUGGUGACAGUGAUCUGAAGGAGAGGGAGGGAAAAACCACAAGCCUGCCUAUCAACGAUGAGUGAAGUCAGAAAAGGCGUACUUAUCAGGGCGACUGGGCACGAGUCCCAGAAAGUUUCAGUGAAGUUUAUGGAAGAGAUGUGUUGCUAAAAAUAAAUAUUUUUCUAAUAAUUGACUCCUGAAAGUACAACGAAAAGUUAAAAUUCACUCUUAAUCUACUAACCCGACUAUGCCGAUGGAGAGGUGGGUUAAGUGUUUGAGUCAACAAAACACUUUUCAGGGAUAAACUUUGUUGCAACAGAAUACAAUACAAUAUACAGUGCUGUGAAAAAGUAUUUGCCCCCUUCCUGGUUUCUUAUUUUUUGGCAUUUUUGUCACAAUCUAUUGUUUCAGAUCAUCAAACAAAUUGUAAUAUUCUACAAAGAUAACCCAAGUUAAUACAAGUUGCAGUUUUUGAAUGAAAGUUUAAUUUAUUAAGGGAAAAAAGCUAUCCAAACCUACCUGGCCCUAUGUGAAAAAUAAUUGCCCCCCUUGAUAAAUCAUGAAUGAACUGUGAUUAACCACAUUCUUUGGAAAGCUGAAUUCAAUUUCACUAGCCACACCCAUGCCUGAAUACUGCCAGACCGGUUAAAUCAAGAAAUCCCUUUAAAAAAAACCUGUCUGACAAAGUGAAGUAAGCUAAAAGAUCUCUGAAAGCAACAAAUCAUACCUCGAUCGAAAGAAAUUCAAGAACAAAUGAGAAACAAAUUAAUUGACAAAUAUCAGUCUGGAAAGGGUUCUUAAGCCAUCUCUAAGGCUUUGGGGUUUCAGCGAACCACGUUGAGAGCCAUUAUCCACAAAUGGAGAUGACUUGGUGAUGAACCUUCCCAGGAGUGGCCGGCCUAACAAAAUUACUACAAGAGCACAUCGACAACUCAUCCAGGAGGUCAUAAAAGACACAAGAACAAUAUCUAAGGAACUGCAGAACUGGCUUGCCUCAGUUAUGGUCAGUGUUCAUGAUUCAACGAUAGGAAAGACACUGGGCAAAAAUGGCAUCCAUGGGAGAGUUCCAAGGCGAAAGCCACUGUUGACCAAAAAGAAUACUAAGGCUCGUCUCACAUUUGCCAAAAAACAUCUUGAUGAUCCCUAAGACUUUUGGGCAGAUAUUCUGUGGACUGACAAAACAAAAGUUGAACUUUUUGGAAGGUGUGGGUCCCGUUACAUCUGGUGUAAAACUAACACAGCAUUUUAGAAAAACAACAUCAUACCAACAGUCAAACAUGGUUGUGGUAGUGUGAUGUUCUGGGGCUGCUUUGCAGCUUCAGGACAUGGACAACCUGCCAUAAUUGAUGGAACCAUGAAUUUUGCUCUCUAUCAGAAAAUCCUGAAGGACAAUGUCCGGCCAUCAGUUCGUGACCUCAAGCUCAGGCGGACUUGGGUAAUCAGCAGGACAAUGAUCCGAAACACACGAGCAAGUCCACCUUCGAAUGGCUGAAAAAAAUCAAAAUGAAGGUUUUGGAGUGGCCUAGUCAAAAUCCGGACUUAAAUCCAAUUGAGAUGCUGUGGCAUGACAUUUAACAAGCCGUCCAUGCUCGAAAAACCAUAAAAUAUGGCUGAAUUAAAACUAUUCUGCAAAGAAGAGUGGGCCAAAAUUCCUCCACAGUGAUGUGAAAGACUCAUUGCCAGUUAUCUAAAAUGCUUGACUGCAGUUAUUUGGCCUCCAAGGGUGGCACAACCAGUUAUUAGGUUAAGGGGGUAACUACUUUUUCACAAAGGACCAGGUAGGU
Platichthys flesus (European flounder) is the source of this 3883-nucleotide messenger RNA. Its product is annotated as carbohydrate sulfotransferase 1-like. The transcript is spliced from 6 exons. Gene Ontology annotation, cellular component: Golgi membrane. Gene Ontology annotation, biological process: keratan sulfate proteoglycan metabolic process; carbohydrate metabolic process; N-acetylglucosamine metabolic process. Lineage: Eukaryota; Metazoa; Chordata; Actinopteri; Pleuronectiformes; Pleuronectidae. The record is from RefSeq and is a predicted model, not a curated record. The coding region runs from base 289 to 1614 and encodes 441 amino acids. Gene Ontology annotation, molecular function: keratan sulfotransferase activity; N-acetylglucosamine 6-O-sulfotransferase activity.